This is a messenger RNA of Calliphora vicina (urban bluebottle blowfly), 888 nucleotides long. RefSeq lists its product as uncharacterized. The coding region runs from base 1 to 888 and encodes 295 amino acids. NCBI's taxonomy places the organism in Eukaryota, Metazoa, Arthropoda, Insecta, Diptera, Calliphoridae. The transcript has a single exon. The record is from RefSeq and is a predicted model, not a curated record.
AUGCCUAAAGACAGUUCAAAAUCUUCAUCCAGCGGAUCACUAAGUCGAUACAAUGCCUAUCCGUGUCGUAUCUGUAAACGUCCUCAUCCACUCCGAACUUGCAGGAAAUUUCUCGCUAUGUCCAUCUCCGAUCGUCUUCGUGCAGUCCGUGUCAAUAAAUAUUGCGUUAAUUGUUUGGCACAUGACCACUCUCAAGGCAGAUGUUUCUCCAAACAUGGGUGCAAACACUGUCGUAAAUUUCAUCACACUCUUCUGCACGUAAACCCUAGACUAGUAAAAGACCUUUUGCCCUCCCGAUCUCGAUCUCGUUCAAAGACACCAAACCCAGAGCCAUCCAACUCCUCAAGCAGAAAAGAGUCGUUGUCCCUUAACUCCGAAAAUGGACCAUCCACUUCAAAGUCUGCGACCUUAACGGCAAUCAUCCGUCAAAACACUUUGAUACUUCUUCCUACGAUUUUGGCAAAAAUUGGAUCAACAACAUCACACGCUCGUUGCCUAUUAGAUUCUGGGUCACCAAUUAGUCGUGUUUCCAAAAGGUUGGUCGACAAAUUAGAGCUAACAGCGUACUCACUGCAAGGUGAAACUAUUUGUCCAAUAACUUUGAAAUCGAGAUACGAUUCCAAUUCGAAAAUUGAAGGCACUUUCCGCGUGGAUAACCGAAUAACGACACAUACUCCUACACAAUCCUUGCCCGAGUCUUAUAAAAAGAACUUUCGCGACUUAUUCCUGGCAGAUUCGAAGUUCUAUGAAUCUGCCUCCAUUGACAUUAUCAUUGGGGUAGAUAUCUAUCCAAAGGUUAUAUGUCAGGGAGUUUUUUCCAGAGUAGGGUUUCCAACUGCUCAGAGUACAAUUUUUGGAUGGACGAUUUACGGCCCAUGUUCCUUAUAA